AGUGUGGUCGCAGACCCUGGGAGUAGGGCUUGUGGCCUUGGGUGGGGUGCUUCUCUUAGGGGUAAGGCUGUCUGUGGGCGUGUUAAAGGGCUUGGGUUAUUUUCUUUUUCCCUUUCUGAUUACUCAGGCUUCCAAGGAUUAGGUCUCAUGUUAUGGAAGGUAUGGGGCCUCUACCUGAAUUAAUUCAGGUGCUGGGAGCAGCGGAACGGAAGGUGGACAGACCUCAGUUGCUCCGACGGACUUGAGCCCAUCAGUCCGUUCUUACAAGUUUCCCCCACCCCCGACCAAGGUGUAUGCAAGUUCUGCUUCUUAGCGUCGCGGCUGGCCCAACUUAGAGGCUGACUAGGAACUCUUACUCAGAUUUGUUAAUCUACAGAAUGCUUCGAUAUUCAUAUUUUUGUAAACUCUACAAAGAACUGUUUUACUGUUGGAUGGAGUCUGGUGCAUUUAAUUUGGGUAUCUGUCCCCAAGCAAUGCACACGACAGCAGCAGUGCACACUGAAUAUGAAUCCUUGGAAGAGACCGCUCUGUGUGGCACUGGGAAGGUACAUAGAUCUGCAGAGGAAGAUUCUGAAGCCAUAGCUAAAUUACAUAUUCCAGUAAUGGUGGAUGAAGUUGUUCAUUGCUUGACACCACAAAAAGGGCAGGUCUUUCUAGAUAUGACAUUUGGUUCAGGAGGACACACGAAAGCCAUUCUUCAGAAAGAACCAGAUAUUACUAUCUAUGCCUUAGACCGAGACCCAACAGCUUAUGCAAUAGCUGAGAAGCUUUCAGAAGUGUAUCCGAAACAGAUCCAAGCUAUGCUGGGCCAAUUCAGCGAAGCAGAGGCUUUGUUAAUAAAUGCUGGAGUGCAGCCAGGGACUAUUGAUGGAGUUCUUUUGGACCUGGGGUGUUCCUCCAUGCAACUUGAUGCUCCUGAGCGAGGUUUCUCCCUUCGGAAGGAUGGCCCCCUGGACAUGAGGAUGGAUGGAGACAGGUAUCCUGACAUGCCCACUGCUGCUGAUGUUGUGAAUGGUUUAGAUCAACAAGCACUUGCAUCUAUCCUACGAGCAUAUGGAGAGGAAAAGCAUGCCAAGAAAAUUGCUUCUGCAAUCAUUCAAGCACGCAGCAUAUACCCUAUCUUGAGAACCCAGCAGCUUGCCAGCAUUGUUGCAGGUGCCUUUCCUCCCUCCGCUGUCUAUGCAAGAAAGGACUUGCUGCAAAGAUCUUCCCACAUCGCUACCAAGACUUUUCAAGCACUUCGAAUCUUUGUGAACAAUGAGCUGAAUGAGCUCUACACAGGACUGAAAACAGCACAGAAAUUUCUGAAAACUGGUGGCCGCCUUGUUGCUCUGUCUUUCCAUUCUUUAGAAGAUCGCAUUGUGAAACGAUUUUUGCUUGGGAUAAGUAUGACUGAAAGAUUUAACCUAAGCAUUAGACAGAAGGUGAAGCAAAGGUCACAGAUGGAUUCAAAUAUUGAGAAUGACAGAAGUGAGAGGGGCAGCUCUGUAAGAGCUCCUCUGAAUUGGGAUCUCCUUCACAAGAAGGUCCUUACUCCGGAAGAUCAGGAUGUCCAAGAAAACCCCAGAGGGCGCUCAGCCAAGCUAAGGGCAGCUAUCAAAUUAUGAAGAUCUUAUUAUUUGAUCCUCAAAUUUUCCUCCUAUAUUUCUAUUUUUUUCUAAUUUAAAACAGUGUUUCUGAACAGUUUAAUGCAAUGUAAAGUAUGGGGCAGCCUGGAAAUGACUGGUAUUUAGUAUUUUUUUUCUCUAAAGAUAAUGUAGGAAGUUUUAACAUGACACAAAAACUUCCACUCAGAGAGCAGGGAGUCUUAAAACGGGAAAACUUUGUUGAUCUCCGCAUUGUAUUUGAAUUAUAAAAUUCAGUCAUUUAUUUAAAGAGGAAAUGGAAAGCUACAGAGACAGCUGACAGGAGCUCCUUAGAACUCAGGGACUCUAGACCAACAGCUGGGGAGCCUGCAUGGGCUGAACUAGGCCCUUUGAAUGUGGAUGACAGUUGGGUGGCUUGGUCUGUCUGUGAGGCCCUUGGCAGUGGCACCAGGAUCCAUACUCUGGUACAUGAGUUGACUUUUUGGAGCCCAUUUCCUAUGGCGGAAUGCCUUGCUCAGUCUUCAUGCAGUGAGGAGGGGCUUGGUACUGCCUCAACUUAAAGUGCCAGGCUUUGUUGACUCCCCAUGGGAGGCCUCACCCUUUCUGAGGAGUGAAUUGGAAAUGGGUUGGUGGGGGAUGUGGGGGGAGCAGGAGGAGGAGAGAGAGAACUGUGACUGGUAUGUAAAAUGAAUUUAAAAUUUUUAAAUAAAAACAACAAAAGUAUUGAAUCACUGCAUAACUUGUUUUGGCUAUCUAUUUUGUUUGUGUUUUUAUAUUAUAGCCAGUAGUUUAUAAGUGAAUAAAGUAUGCCAAUUAAGUUCUUGUAA
Cricetulus griseus (Chinese hamster) is the source of this 2413-nucleotide messenger RNA. The record is from RefSeq and is a predicted model, not a curated record. Lineage: Eukaryota; Metazoa; Chordata; Mammalia; Rodentia; Cricetidae.